This is a messenger RNA of Leptinotarsa decemlineata (Colorado potato beetle), 367 nucleotides long. RefSeq names its product gamma-interferon-inducible lysosomal thiol reductase-like protein. Gene Ontology annotation, molecular function: oxidoreductase activity, acting on a sulfur group of donors, disulfide as acceptor. Lineage: Eukaryota; Metazoa; Arthropoda; Insecta; Coleoptera; Chrysomelidae. The record is from RefSeq and is a predicted model, not a curated record.
UGUGCAAGUGAACAUAACAUUGAAUGGGAAUCAAUACAAGAAUGUGUGAAUUCUGAAGAAGGUGACGAAUGGCUCGCUGAAUAUGGAAAUCGAACUUAUUCUGUGAAACCGAAAAUAAGUUUUAUUCCGACCAUAAUUUUCAACAACAUUUAUAAGGAGCCCCUGCAGAAUAUCGCUCUGAAAAAUCUCCACGAUAUAACGGAAUAUCUUCUGGAUGAUAGCAGAUGUGACAAGAAUGGAGGAUUGAAGUUAUAUUCCACGUCACUUCUGGCGGUUUCUGUUUUGAUUUCCAUUGUCAAAAUGUUUUAGAAAAUAAUAGAGAUUUAAUUGUUGAAUUUAUUUGUUAAUAUAUUUAUUGGAAAAAUAG